CAACCUAGUAAUGGCGGUUUGUAACUGUAACUUACCCAAGAAAAAGUGAAUAUUUGUUGCUCUCCUUAACGAAAUAUCUGAGUGACUGGGUCCAUUCUCAGGGAAGAUGGAGAUGGAUGAACCAUACCCUCGCACAAUGGGCAAUGCCUCUAGCCAUGCUCUCAAACUGAAGCAACACCUAUAUGACCAGAUGACUGCCCAGUCAGAGUUCUGUGAUGUCACAUUAGCAUUCUGUGGCAUUGAAAUGAAGGCCCACUGGUGUGUGCUGGUUUCCUGUCCAUACUUUCAGGCUCUCUACAACAGCGGACUCAAGGAGAAACAGCAAGGACAAAUAAACAUCAGUGUAGGGAAGUUUUCAGCAGUGAGAGCGGCCAUCACUUUCCUUUACACAGGGACCAUAACUCUGCAGUAUUGUUCAAUCAAAGAGAUACUAGAGGUCGCAGACUAUCUCCAGAUUGAUGACCUGAAAUCAGAGUGCACUAACUACCUCAUGAAUGUUGAAAUAACUAUCAACAACUGUGUUAAUCUAUGCCUAAUGGCUAGCUUGUAUGAUCUCGACAUUUACAUACGUGUGUACGAAUACAUUCGAGGACACUUGCCAGAAGUCUUAGAGCAUUCAGACACUUUGAGUUUGACCUCAGAAUCUAUUAUUGAAAUGCUGAAAGAUCCAACGCUUAGUUACGUCUCAAAGAAGGAAUUCUUUGAGUUUGUGCUUAGAUGGAUAGAUCAUGAUAAAGAAAACAGGGAACAAUAUUUCGAAGCCAUGUUCUGUGAGAUGGACUUGAAAAAAAUGCGGCGGGAAUUCCUGGAAACUGUAGUUGAGAGUUGUGAGCUAGUUAAAUCUUCAGACAAAUGCAAAGUUCACCUGCUGAAUGUUAAAAUGAAGCACAUGGCUGGUUUGUUACCUGCUGAUGGCAAGUCAGAUGUAUUGCUGCUCGUUGGAGGUUGUGGUUUGGGACCAUUGUUUCAUGCUUUUUAUGCCGUGCCAUUUCUGCCCAUGGCUGAUGUUCAGACAUUGAACAACAUCUGGGGAUAUGUGGUUGAAGAAAAUCGCUAUGUAGAGCUAGCUCCUCUGCCCACUACUAUGAGAUUGCCUGUUGUGGCCUUCCAUGAAGCAACCUGUUCUCUGUAUGCAUUUGAUGCCACCAUGACUGGUAUUCCUGUUGAGGACAAGACUGCUAGUGUUCAGAAGUAUGACAUCGCUGGAAAAGCUUGGUCAACAAUAAACAUAAAGCUACCGUCACCUGUUGAUGACAUAGUUAUUCAUGCCAUAGUGAUUUUGAAUGAAGGGCAAUACAUGGUUGCCUCGGCUAGGCCAUAUUCUUCAGACCCAAACAAAACAACCCAGCACAAUGUGUACAUGUUUCGAAUAAGCAGCGAUAUGACACAUUGCUCCACGAUAGAGCUUCUGUGUGCAAGAAAUAUCAGAACUGAGAUACAGGUGUGUGUUGCUGAAGAUCGCUACAUUUGUGUGAUGUGUUAUAAAUGUGGUCCAUCAGGAAUCAAACGAAACAAAACUGUGAGGUUUUUCGUGAAGGACAUUACGAAAGGUCCUUUGAAAGUUCCCGAGUUUUCUAAAGGUGCCGUGCAUGAACCAAUCAUGUUUUCUGUAAAGAAUGAAGUGUAUGUGACAAAGUCUGGGGCCCAUAGGUUUCGUAAGUUUGAUCUGCACACACGCAAGUGGACCGCAGGCAAGGAAAAGAUCAUUUCAGUAAAUACUGAAGAACCAAGGACUGACUUUUCCUGUGGCACAUACAAGAACAGGCUGUUUAUGUUUGGUGGAAAAAGUGGUAAAACCCCGAUCAACAAAGCCACCUCAAUUGAUUUUCCAACUAAAGCUGUGCAAGAGUUGGAACCUUUGCCCCGUCCUAUUGCAAACUGCUCAGUUAUUCCUGCAAAGAUUCCAAAUGAACUAAUAAGCUGUCAUAUUGACUGCCCACACUGUAAAUACAAAACAAUGCGGUCCCAAGUGUCAUAUAGCUCAGUGAUUUACCCCCCAGAUGAUGAUGAUUAUGAUGAAGACGUUUCUUAUGAUGAGGAUGACAUGUAUUCAGACUUUUGGGACAAUGAUGUAUACGAUUAUGAUGACAUGGACAUCUACCCGGGACCUGAUCAUGAUUGGCUGUUUUAAGAAAAAAUCAAUGACAUUUAGACAAAGAAACUGUGACAUUAACUGUAAAACCCAUGUCAUUUUAAGAAAGAAACAGUGGGAACUUUGGGAAAAACCCAUAUCAUCUUGAGGAACAAACAGCGAUAACUCAGGAAACAUCUGUGCCAUCUUAAGGCAGAAAUAGUCACAAGUGAAAUCAUAUCUACUGUAGAAAAUUAAUUAAUUCUUCUUAGAAAAGGAAGUUACACUGUGCUGAUAUCAUAAGAAAGAGAUUGUUGCCUGAGGUUGUUGUUUCAAUCUUGCCCAGAUUACAGUAGGCUAAAUGAAGAAAUAAACAGGGACAACAGCAUGCAACUGCAUGUCUUUUAUUGCCUGCUUCUUUCAACCUAAGAAAACUCUUUGAAACAUGAUACAUUUUUGCAUAUUUUCAAGAGUUUUGAAUGCAUGACAUAAAAAUCAAGAUUGCUUCGGGAUAAAACCAUUUGUUACAUGUACUUGUAUUAUUCUGAUACUUUUUAAGACCAUACAAAAGCCUUGUAAUUUUGCUCCAACUGACAGUGUUUCUAAAACUUUUAUUUAGUUUGUUUGAUUAUUUGAUUGUUAUUGUUUGGUUUUGUUUAACAUAAUCCUUGUUGAAUGUUUAAUUGUGUACUGACUGUAGAAUAAAUCUCCAUGACAGAAGGGUUUAACUGAAGAGAUAUGGAAGGAUGCUGCACCCUGUCCUUUUUUAGUUUCACCCUUCUGCCAUCAUAGAGACCAGCAUCGGCACCUUACAGCCUUCAUACAAAUAAAUGAUUAAGACUGUCUAAUAUUAAUAAUUAUUUUGUUUUACUUAAACUUACAGUAUGAUUAUAAAUACAUGCAAACAUGACAUAGUUGGCAGUUGAAACUUAAUAUUACUUCAGUUAAACACAUUUCUAAAAAAUUCUGUAUAGUUCUUAAUGUUCCAAGUUUUUCAAAGUCAGAUAGAAUGUGCCCUCUUUAGUCACCCUGUCCCGCUUCUGCAGAACCCUGUAGCUAUUACCCUAAUGACAUGGGCCACAACAAGAAAAAAUGGGUUUGCUCCUUACUUUUUAGCAUAACAUGUAUGUCAGAUAUGGGACGCCUUGUUCGAUUUUAGACCUUGAGAUAUACAUUGGCUUUUACACAUUUUGAGUACUGAAGUUAACGUCACAACGAGCUUUUAAUUUUAGUUGUUAUCCCAACUCCGAAAAUUUAUGGAACAUAAUAACGAAAAGUACGAUGAAUCGCACACACUAUAAAUACAGUCAAAAUCAGUCAGGAUGGAAUAAAUGGUUUUAUUUUUAACAAACUAGAAGGUUGUAGACCCAUGAGGCAUAAAGUAUAAAUAUAUGAAAACAUCAGUAAAUUAUUUGCAAAUUGCAGUAAAUGUGGCGUAUAUGUUUUACAUGAAAUCAACUGCAAAUAUCUUUGAAAGAAUCUUGUACUACUAAACAUUUCAAACCAGGGCCUUUCUACAUGCAUUUGCAGUCACAGCAAACUAAUUCCCGAGUGUGUCAUAGAUUAACUAUAAGCUCUAUUUCUUCUUGUCUCCGUUCACAUGUAAUGGUAUGUUGCAUAAUAUUGAGAGUUAUUGAUCUUUUUUCUAUUUUUUACAAAACUUGAAUCCUUUCUUACAAGUUAGAAGAAAAUGUAAAUGUUUUUGAACUUCCUGUGUCAAUGUUAAGUUUUUGUAUUAUUGUUAUAUCUGUGAAAAUUUGAUGUAAAUAAAAAGUAAAUCAUA
Mya arenaria is the source of this 3854-nucleotide messenger RNA. RefSeq lists its product as uncharacterized. The record is from RefSeq and is a predicted model, not a curated record. Gene Ontology annotation, molecular function: protein binding. The coding region runs from base 107 to 2131 and encodes 674 amino acids. The transcript is spliced from 4 exons. NCBI's taxonomy places the organism in Eukaryota, Metazoa, Mollusca, Bivalvia, Myida, Myidae.